UGUCGGAGUGACUACACCUUACACGAGUUUUAUCUCUCUGUUUAACUACUAAUGUUUUGACGUUUUUUCUGUCGUGCGUCCAAGCUCUUUCGGUUGCAUCCCAUUGAGUUUUGCACGCUUUUGCUUUUGUGUUUCUUUUUGUCGUCGAUUUUUGCUGCGCAGUUUACUUACCAGAGUUGUGCACUGACUGGUCUCCUUUGCAAGCUCCCGUCGCUCUCCUGCACCGCCACUAUGGAUUUGCUUUGGAUAGCGGGCUGCCUUCUGAGCAUUUGUGCGUGGUGUGCGUCAACGGAGCGACACAGCGUCUACUGGAACAGCACCAACCCAAAGUUUGUAUGGGAUGACUAUGCAGUAGAGGUGCGACUAAAUGACUACCUGGACAUCGUGUGCCCUCACUAUCCCGAGGGGGAGGUGCCUCAGGUGGAUGCAGAGCGUUAUGUUCUUUACAUGGUGGAGCGAGAGGAUUAUGAGACCUGCAAACCCCAGUCCUAUGACCAGAUGAGGUGGGAGUGUGGACACCCCUUUGCCCCUCACGCCCCGGAGAAGUUCUCUGAGAAGUUUCAACGCUUCACGCCAUUCACGCUGGGCAAAGAGUUUCGCCAAGGAGAAAGCUACUAUUAUAUCUCCAAACCCUUGCAUCAUCACGGACAGGACUGCCUCCGACUCCGCGUGGACGUGGUGGCCGCAGACGGCUCUAAAGAAGCUCGUGUGGGCAAAGCAGGUCCAGGAGGCACAGCGACAGUCGGGGCAGGGGGCGGAGCUCACAACCCGUCCAACAGACUGCCAGCAGCAGACGACCCGGUGGUGAUAUUCCCCGAUGUCCAGAAAAGUGUCCGGACAAACUCAGCAAUUACGACGUCACUCUCCAUCUUCUCUUUACUCAUCCCCUUUUCAUUAUUGCUCCUAUUACACUGAGCAGAGACAAUGAGACUGCUGUUUACAGACUUUUUCAGGGACUUACAAUGAAGACAUGAAGUCCGUAGGGGAUCUAACCACUGACUUAAAACUAGAAAAAAAAAAAAACAAGAUGGCGGUUUUGCCUUUGCCCAGUGCUGGUCACAUGGGAACAAGAUGAGACGGAUCUUGAAACCGUUGUGGAGAAUUCAAGACAAUGCAAGGUCUGUCUUCUGAAUGUGACAAUGUUCCUUGGAAGAUUUAUGGAUUUCUAAAACGGCAGAUGAACAAUCAGCGUAUUCUGGUUUGAGUCCAAAACCAGUUGACCUGUCCACCCUUGUGCAUUGUGUACUUUUGGUUGUACUGUUCUCGUAAAAGUAUUGAAAUCUCCCUGUGUUUUUCUGUAUAUGUAGCAGGGGAAUACUGUCGUUCUACCUUUGCUGUAGCACUCCACUGCACAGUUCAAUCUCCUCAUCGCUACGGUGACGUCAAACGCUUUGUGCCACACGGCGGUUUUGUGUACAUUUCUGUGAAGAUAAUUUAUGACAGCUGUUUUACUGUAAAUACUAAGUAAGUUCUCUCAAAAUGUUUACUAGUUUUCCUUCCUUGUAUAUGUGCGCAAGGAGGAAAAAUGUGGCAUGGUAUGUUUUGCUGCCAAAAAAAGCAAAUACGGACUUGUUGUUGCGAGAGGCAGGACUUCUCAGAUUGCUGGAUUUUUGCCACUUUUUUCUGCAUAAAAUGUCAAAAAGAAACUGGUUUAUGGAUGAUCUUGAAGCUAAUGCUAACCUUGUGUGCUAUGGUGCUCUCCCAUUCAUUCUUGUUCACAAAUUCUAGCUACACCGGAUUUUUUGAAAAGACUAUAUUUGGACGCGGCUCCCAAGUUGCCAAGCACACACCACACUGACGGACAAAAGCACAACAGUGUAUGACUACCAUUUUGUAAAACCAUGAAUUCUUGUUACUUAUUUUGUACAUGUGUAAUUAAGAGUGUAUUAUAUGUACAUAGCCUA
Boleophthalmus pectinirostris (great blue-spotted mudskipper) is the source of this 1904-nucleotide messenger RNA. RefSeq names its product ephrin-A1a (gene efna1a). The coding region runs from base 232 to 915 and encodes 227 amino acids. NCBI's taxonomy places the organism in Eukaryota, Metazoa, Chordata, Actinopteri, Gobiiformes, Gobiidae. Gene Ontology annotation, cellular component: plasma membrane. Gene Ontology annotation, biological process: ephrin receptor signaling pathway; axon guidance. The transcript is spliced from 5 exons. The record is from RefSeq and is a predicted model, not a curated record. Gene Ontology annotation, molecular function: ephrin receptor binding.